Molecule: messenger RNA, 1782 nt
Organism: Dictyostelium discoideum AX4
Lineage: Eukaryota; Evosea; Eumycetozoa; Dictyosteliales; Dictyosteliaceae
Exons: 3
Coding region: 1-1782 (593 amino acids)
Source: RefSeq, a predicted model, not a curated record
AUGGAACAAGUAGACGAUAGAGUAUGUCAUAUAGAAGAAGAUAUUGAUUAUGAUCAUGAUGAUGAAAAAAUCAAAAAUGCAAAAAAGAAAAAUAAAACCGACAAUAAUAAUAAUAAUAAUAACAAUAAUAAAAUUAUAUUAUUUAAUAAUAAUAAAACCAAUAAUAAUAAUAAUAAUGAAACCAAUAAUAAUGAUAAUAAUAAUAAUAAUAAUAAUAAUAAUAAUAAUAAUAAUGAAAGGAAAAGAAAUAUAGAAAUAAAUGAAACUUUAACAAUGAAAGAAUAUUUAUUAAAAAAGUUUAAAGGUGAUAGUUAUGAUUCUAUGCAAUUUUGGGAGGAAGAAAAAAAAGAAGAAGAAAGAGAAGAGAGAAAAAAGGGUUUCUUUAAAAGAUUAAACCACAAAUCACUUUUAGAUGAUAUUAUUAAUACAAGUAAAGAUUUACAUGAAGAAGAAAAGAAUCACUUCUUUCAAUUAUAUGGUUAUUCAUUUUAUAAUAAAAAUUCAAAAUGGUUCACUAUUGAUAAUAUCAGUAAUAUUAGAUGUAGAAAAGACGAUCCUGAUGAUAUUGAAACUAUUGUUAAUAAUUAUAAUACAAUUGUGGAAGAUUAUGAAAAUCCUUUAAACGAUAAUUCAGAUUCAAUUUUAAUUAGGUUUGAUAAUGGUUAUAAAAAUAAAUACUAUACUUUUUAUUUAGUUUAUUUAUCCCUUAAAGAUAUUACUAACGACAAUCCUAAUAAUAAUAAUAAUAAUAAUAAUAAUAAUAAUAAUAAUAAUAAUAAUAAUAAUAAUAAUAAUAAUAAUAAUAAUAAUAAUAAUAAUAAUAAUAAUAAUAAUAAUAAUAAUAAUAAUAAUAAUAAUAAUAAUAAUACCAAUGGUACUAUAAGAAAACCAAGACCAUCAGUUAAUAAUGAUAAUGAUAAUGAUAAUGAUAAUGAUAAUGAUAAUGAUAAUGAUAAUGAUAAUGAUAAUGAUAAUGAUAAUGAUAAUGAUAAUGAUAAUGAUAAUGAUAAUGAUAAUGAUAAUGAUAAUGAUAAUGAUAAUGAUAAUGAUAAUGAUAAUAAUAAUAAUAAUAAUAAUAAUAAUAAUAAUAAUAAUAAUAAUAAUAAUAAUAAUAAUAAUAAUAAUAAUAAUAAUAAUAAUGGUAAUAAUAAUAAUGGUAAUAAUAAUGGUAAUAACAAUGGUAAUGGUAAUGGUAAUAAUAAAGAAGACAAAGAUGAAGAUAAUGAAAAUAAAAUUGUAAUUAAAAAUCAUACUUUACCAUAUUGGUUACCACUUGAAGCAAUUAGGAAAAAUUAUUUAAAAGCAUACCCAAAAACAAAUUUAAAAGGAUUUUGUGAAUUGGUUCAAGGUAUUUUAGAUGGUUUCUUAAAAAGAAAGGUUUGCUUUAGAAAGUUUACCAAAAUAUUCAAACAAGCACAAGAUAUUAACUUUAAAACGGAAAUUGAUUUAAAUACAAGACAUGAUGCCACCUAUACAAAGUUUUUGGUUUUAAAUGAAGAAGAUGUACUUUUAGAAAUUGAAUAUAAACAAAUAACAAGUAGAAUUCCAUCCACACUAAUAAUUCAUGAAUCCUUCUUUUCUGAAUCUCUAAGAUUAACUAUCUUAUCAUUAAAAAAUUAUAACGACAAUCCUAAUAAUAAUAAUAAUAAUAAUAAUAAUAAUAAUAAUAAUAAUAAUAAUAAAAACAAUAAUGAUGAAUUAACAAAUCUAGGAGAUGAUCAAAAUGAUGAUUAUUUAGAUGAUAGAUUAUUAGAAAUUUUAAUAAAUCGAUUUAAUUUAUAA